AUGGACCGACUCGACGAGACACCCGCAAAGAUAUGUGGGGUAUGCGGCAGGGCGUUCACCAAGACAGCGCACUUGAUACGACACAGCAGGAGUCAUGCAGAGGAAAAGCCGUUCAGCUGCUCAGUAUGCAACAAGGGCUUUGCUCGCACCGAUGCCCUCCAAAGACAUGAGCGCACACUGCACUCCGCUAAACGACGACGGACUGGUUCCACGUUCGCCGCCGACUCGUCCGACGGUGCGGACCCCGCAGACCCGGCCAGCCAAGCCACCGAUGUGUUCCCUUCCGCCGAGACGUUUGCCGCCAACCCCAUGGGUGUACACAGCUGGUACGGGGAGCAACAGGGCAAUGGACUACUUUCCACUUCCACCGGUAUUGUGGACAUGGGUCUUAUGGAAGCCGUAGUGCCCAACAGCAUCUCGCCCCAGUCGUCAUUCUUCUCCGCGUUUCCCACAAGUGCCAUCCCUUCGACCGGCCCUGAGGUCAACGACAUGAUCGCUGAAUGGUUGAACCAAGAUACUGGAAUCCUGGCGAGCGACCGCGCCCUGGCUGCGCUGUUCUCAACUCCGAAUGACACAGAACAUCAGUCAACUGGUCUGGGUGGAGGUCACGUUUCCGUACAACCGGCCAGCUCGCGACCUUUUUCCUCACAUGGCACCGCCCAAGGUGACUCGUCGUUGAACACAACCAGGCAACCUUACACCUCCGAAUGGCUGCUGCAAUCACAAGGGCCCCAGGCCCAACAUGGACGGUCGCCUGUGGACAGCAAUCCAGGAGUGGACGGACCGAGGUCCGUACCACGAUCAACAGCCACUGCGCGCUCUGCGAGCAACACGCGUACAAUUCUAGUUGCCGACACUUGGGAAUCCGGUGUAACCAUUCCUCACAGUUCAGACUACUCGUCAAGCCGCCCUGGGUCUCCUCAACCACCCGAGUUAACAUCGCCGGAACAAGUCGUUGGCCAGCUGGAGUUUCGCGGUCAAUAUGACCGUGACACUGUCAUUCCCAUUGGCUGCAUGUUUGUCGGAACACAAAGCGCGCGGGAUAGUGGCCGAUGGAUUCACCAGCGGCUGCAUCUCUCAACUGUACUAGCGAGGGACACUGACAUGGCCCUAGAGGGAACGCGAGCCGAAGUGAUUAUCAGCUCAAUCCUUGGACAAGCUUUCAGCUUCCUCUACGGGCAGCCCAAGCAGAUGCUCACCGCGGAGACGUAUCACGAGCCGCUGUGCACCAUGGCCCGACGCAGUGGCCUGUUUACCAAAAUCAAACCGAAUCCCAUGUCUUAUGACGAUAUCGAACACGUCGAUUCGGCAACGUUGAUACGGAAAUGGAAACAAUGGGCACGCAACGAGACGUUAAGGCGCGUCACCUUGGGUAUAACCAUUCAAGGAGCGGAAUCGACAGUUUACAGCGGCGUAGCACGUCUCAUUUCGGCCGAAGUGACACCGGCAGAUCAUUUCAGCGAUGCCCUCUUUGAAGCGGAAGACGCAGAGACAUGGAGAGCGCUGCUUGGUCGUCUGGAGCGUGGUCAAGAGGUACCAGACGACACCACCAUGCCUGCCACCCCGGAAAUCUUCCAACCAACUGUACUCCUCUCGCAAGCCCUGGUUCACUGUUACAUGCUUCGCCAGCUUGCAAAGACACCAUUUGGAGAGUCUCUGCCGCUUCGCGAGCUUUCUGGCUUUUUCGACUACACCAUGCCGUUAGCCAAGGACGUUGGGAUAUUGCACACGCUGAGCAAUCCACGAGACGCUGUGGCGCCGCACAAGCGGUCCUUUGCGGUACUUUGGCACUAUCUGUGGGUCGUCCGCCUCGCCCCAACAAGCCUCAUUGAAGAGGCUGCUGGUCGAACCGGCAGUCCUUCACCCGACAGUCUUCUUGAGGUCCAAGCGUGGGUGACAACACCCGCAGCACGACUUGCGACCCUUCAUUGCGGACACAUUCUGAGCCGUGCCACGGACUUGAACGACCUUGGGUUUCUCCUUCCUCGUGUCAUCUUUCAGGCCACAGUGGUGCUCCUGUGCUACUGCUCCUUUGUCCACCUGCCUGUUGAACCAGCGGAAGUCAUUGAUAUCCUCAAAGUGGUUGAGUGGGAACGGCUCGUGCACCUAUACGAUCUCAUCAGCGGCGAUGCUUCGAAAGGAGGCGACGGAGUGAGAUCGGUACCAUCCGACAUGCUUCAAACACCACAGGAACGUUACUUGGCUAAGGGGGUAGGGGUAGUUCGAGUACCGGGUUUUAUCGAGGGCAAGGAAAAGCACAUGGACACGUUCAGCCUGCGUUCCGCGAGCAACCUCCUGCUGCGUCGGUGCACCCCAUGGGGGAUUGGUGCCACCCUUGGGGAUAUUCUUUCGAAUAUUUCGUUUUAG
Apiotrichum porosum is the source of this 2367-nucleotide messenger RNA. RefSeq lists its product as uncharacterized. The coding region runs from base 1 to 2367 and encodes 788 amino acids. Gene Ontology annotation, biological process: regulation of transcription by RNA polymerase II. The transcript is spliced from 7 exons. NCBI's taxonomy places the organism in Eukaryota, Fungi, Basidiomycota, Tremellomycetes, Trichosporonales, Trichosporonaceae. Gene Ontology annotation, cellular component: chromatin. Gene Ontology annotation, molecular function: RNA polymerase II cis-regulatory region sequence-specific DNA binding; DNA-binding transcription factor activity, RNA polymerase II-specific. The record is from RefSeq and is a predicted model, not a curated record.